AUGCAUGAUUUACAAUAUUUGAGUGAUAUAAAACUAGACAUGCUUGAUUUAACAAGCAAAUACACUCCAUUUAUGGACAUUACUAAUGACUGCAUAUGCGAGAAUAUGAAUAAAUUUUUCAAAUUUAUAAUUAAACUCCUUAUUAAUCUCUUAAUUAUACUGUUCUUCUGUGAAUUUUUAAUUUAUUACAUUGUAAUCUUUCAAUGUAAUUACAAAAACAUUGAGUCAGAAAAUAUUACUGAUGGCUUGAAAGCUGUGAUUCUAGCUGAUACCCAUCUUUUGGGACCAUUUAAAGGACAUCCAGUGGACAAACUACGUCGAGAAUGGCAAAUGAAACGAUCAUUUCAAACAACCAUGCAAAUAUUUAAUCCUGAAGUCGUGUUCAUACUUGGCGAUGUGUUUGAUGAAGGAAAUUGGGUAAACGACAAAGGCUUUCAGGAAUACGUCGAUCGUUUCCACACAAUAUUUUCGGUACCGGAUUCAACAAGGCUUUAUGCCAUUCACGGGAAUCAUGAUGUCAACUUCCAUUACUCUAUGCACCCUCAUUUAGUAAAUAGAUUUAAUGCCGCAUUUAACACAAGUUCAGUAAGUUUAAUAAGGGAAGUAGUCACAACAGUCGAUGGAAGAAAAGCCAUAAAUUUUGUCACACUGAACUCAAUGGCAAUGGAAGGAGAUGACUGUAAUUUAUGUUAUGAAGCCAAAGAAUCGAUUAAAUCAAUUAAGAAAAAGUUGGACCAAUUAAAAGCUAGAGAUCGAUAUACAAAGCCAUUUAUCAUGCAGCACUUUCCAACAUUCAGACCUUCUGAUGAAAAUUGUCUCGAAACAGACUCUGUAAAUAGUGGUAAAUUCAGAGAGAAAUGGGAAGUGCUGUCUAAAGAAGCAUCGAAUUUCAUAGAGAAAAUGCUUGAUCCACGAGGAUAUUUUAGUGGACAUUCUCAUCAUUAUUGUUUGCAUGAAAACGCAGCUGGCAUUAAAGAAUACACAUUAAGUUCAUUCAACUGGAGGAACGGUAAUAAUCCAAGCUUUAUGCUUGCUAUUUUCACACCUGAUGAGUACACUAUGUCAAAAUGUGAUAUGCCAAAGGAAACAACAGUAAUUAUAUGUUACAUUGUUGGAACUAUCUUGUCUAUAGUCUUUGCAAUCAUCGAUGAACGAGUGUUUAAUUAUUUAAGAAGGAAAAACUCGCAAAGAAAAGUCAAUAAAGAUUAACGAAC
Chironomus riparius is the source of this 1214-nucleotide messenger RNA. The record is from the annotation of a GenBank genome assembly. Lineage: Eukaryota; Metazoa; Arthropoda; Insecta; Diptera; Chironomidae.